AUGUUGAAGCUCGCCGUUUUCGUCGGAUUGGUUGGAUUUGUGGUGGGGUACGAUUUUAAGGAUUCGUUCUACAAUGAGGUUCUGCUAGAGGGUUUGCUCGAGGAAGCAGAUGAGCCUUCCAUGUUGGGUCGUUUCCGUCGUUCGCCGUCCGAUGUGCUGGACGAUAAGUGCAAGCGUCGUUACAAGUGCUGCAACGAUGCCAACAACGAGAAUCUGGACAAAAUCCACGAAAUCAAGAAGCAGUGCUUCACGGAAGUACGCAACAAGAACAAGGCCGACGGAGCAUACGAACCGGUGGACUUUUUCUCCUGCGAGCGAUUGAACAAAACCAAGUCGGAUGUUAUCUGCGCCAUGGAGUGUGUUGGACGGAAGAAAGAAGUCAUCAACGACGACGGCACGCUGAUCGAAAGCAAGCUGAUGGAGUUCGUGAAGAGCAACUUUGCGUCGGACGACUGGCAGCAGCCGCUGCUGGCCGGACACAUUCAAACGUGCGUGAAGGAAGCGAAGGAUAAGGCAGCGAAAAACCCCCGGGAGGCCGGCCAGUGCAACUCGGAAACGUCCAACUUUGGGUACUGUAUGUGGCGCCAGCUGGCGCUUGCUUGUCCCAAGGAUAAGCAGGUCGCCAAUCGGCGUUGUGAUCGCAUCCGGGAGAAGCUGGCCAACAAUGAACCGCUUCACUACUACAAGGCUGAGCUAGACGAUAUGUAA
Anopheles marshallii is the source of this 708-nucleotide messenger RNA. RefSeq lists its product as uncharacterized. Gene Ontology annotation, molecular function: odorant binding. The transcript has 3 exons. Bases 1 to 708 code for a protein of 235 amino acids. The record is from RefSeq and is a predicted model, not a curated record. NCBI's taxonomy places the organism in Eukaryota, Metazoa, Arthropoda, Insecta, Diptera, Culicidae.